AGUGUGUGUGAGUAUGUGUGUGUGAUGCAAACCUCCCGCGCCUGUCUGUGCUGCGUCGUCCUCUGGUCGCGCACUCCCGUCCUCCGCGCACUGCGUCAUGGCGACAGUGGUGGAAAAGUUACGCAUUUCCUAAACGGAGUGUGAGGAAUAUCCCUGUGGCUGUCAGCAGACACACAUUAUGGUGGAUUACAGUGUCUCAGAUGCAGCAGGAGCCUCAAAGAGAGGGGGGCCUUUUAAAAUGGAGGAGCUGGCUCUGAGUGCCCUGCUGGAAUGUCCAAUGUGUUGUGAGCCACUGGAUGUGUCAGCCAAGGUCCUGCCCUGCCAGCACACUUUCUGUACGUCCUGCCUGCAGAGACAGGAGGCAGCCCACUCCCUGCUGCGCUGCCCUGAGUGUGGGGCUCCUGCGGCGGCCAGGACAGUGGAGGAGCUCCCUGCAAACCUCCUGCUAGUGCAGCUCCUGGAGGGGCUUCAGGGUUCCCAGGGGCCCAGCAGGGACAUAUACACAUCCCACUACACAGUGCCCAUGGUCAGGGGAGGCUUGGCAGUAAGGGAGAGUCAGCAGCAGCAGGAGGAUCAACACAGAGAGACGCAAGGCCACAGUGAGCUUUCUUUCAGAGCCUUGAUGCGUAACCAACAAAGUGAUUUGUCAGGAGAGCUGUUCCUCACGCCUGCUAACGGUAUCACUCCGAAACACAGAGUGGAUGAGAGCUGGCACCGCGGAAACGGCGGUGACGGUAGCGGAGCGUCUGUCACUGCCAGCGCGCUGCAGGCCGUCAGCCAGAUGCCUCAGCUGCAGUCCCAACCUCCGGCUCUCUGCAGGGCGCUGCACGACUUUAACCCUGAAGAGAGGACUCUGGAAGACAGUAAAUAUUGUCUCAGCUUUCUCAAGGGAGACGUUCUUACUGUCAUCAGGCGUUUGGAUGAACACUGGAUUGAAGCCAAGCUUGGGGAGAAAGUUGGAAUUUGCCCUCUGCAGUUCAUAGAGCCAAACUCAGUGGCUGUCAAACUGCUAGAGGGAAAGAAUCGAAAAGGGAGUGACUCAGCAGAAUUUCAUCAUCGGACUGGGAGUGGGGGCAAAGACAAGGCCACUGACGUAUCUAUUAGGACCACCCACUACGGAGUCCCUCAAAUCCCAACAAAGACACCCAUCAUAAAUGCUUUGCCCCCCAGCCAGAGGAAGCAGCCCGCAGACAGCAGCAUCAACUUUUAUCCGACUACCAAAGGAGAGCCGACCAACAUCAGCACCUACAACGGGCGUCAGGGUCCGCCACACCACCUCUCUGUGUCUCUCAGUGCCCGGGGCCACUCUCAUUCUUCGAGAGUGAGCUCUCAGCGAAUUAGACGGCACUCUGACAGUACACACAGACACCUCUUACAGAGUGAGAAGAAGAUGACCAGUGAGACUCCACCCACCGUCUCCAUGGCUCUGCUGAACCCCCAAAUGUCCUCUGCCUCUGCAGACAGCAAGAACUCCUCCACGCAGCAGCUCUCCAUCAGUGUGUGUGCCGUCCUAUACUCCUACAAACCCCGACGGCCUGAGGAGCUGGAGCUGAGGAAAGGAGAGAUGGUGGGAGUGUACGGAAACUUCAAGGAAGGCUGGCUGCGUGGGUUAUCGCUCAGAACGGGAAAAGUGGGCAUUCUGCCCAGCAACUACAUCACGCCUGUGCUAAGAACCUCAGCCAGACUACUGGAGACCAAAGCAGCUAAUGCGUCUUCUCAGUACAACACACUAACUGGAAAGAAAACCACUGCCAAGAAUCCUGCUGUGGUCCUCGCGCUGGAUAGGGUCAACUCUGAUGGAGCGAUUUACUCAAAAGGACAGGUUCCAUCUGUGCCAAACGGUGCACAGCAUGCAAUGUCAUCCACUGGCGCCGGAAAACCGUCCCUCUAUGGGACUUCGCAAGGUUGGGACACUGUGAGGCGCAUCUUUAACCCUCAUAGAGGCUCACGUCAUUUCUCCCAUAUUUCCAACCUAAACAACCCGUCCAACUCACAGCACUUUGCACAAGUUCAAGCAUCCGGCUACUCACCUGCCCUCCACAGGAAGAAAAACAGCAUUAUCUUCUCCACCCCUGGCAGAGGCCGGGGCUGGAUAACUGAGCCAGCAGCGCCCUCUGCUGCUGCGCUCUUUAAGGACAGAGACUUCACUGCCUCACAUGACAGACAGCCUGCCAAUGGACCCCACUCAAUUCUAGUCAGACCCGACUCAUACAAGAAUAAUACAGACAAGCCGGCAAAGUCAGUGCGGUUUUACACAGAAGAAGACUCCCCGCAUCCCAGACGCAGGACCUCCUCUUGGUCGCCAGGAAAUCAUGUUUCCUCCAACUACAACUCUGGCCCCCCUGCGUUAGAAGUGUGGGCCCCAUCGCUCACGUUGGGAAGAGACGGACCAGGGAUCAUUCUCAAAGAAGGAAAAGCUCCUAUUCUCAGGAAAGGCCUGGAAAACAUCACCUCAGAUCUAAACUCUAACCUGCAUAAACCUAUAAUGUCCCACCCGUCGCUAUCAGCCGUGUCAGCUCAGUUCAGCCCCAGCAGACACAGAGUGACCACAACGCAUUUAGCCCAGACUGACUCAGAACUAAGUCUGCUUCAAGGAGAGAUGGUCCUCGUCCACAGACCUCGACCUGAUGGACGAGUUCUGGUUACUCAGGAGGGCAGCGGGCAGACGGGCCUCUUCCACAGUGUUAUUCUUCAAGCCCUUGAGAGACUCAGUUGACUGUAGUACUACCGUUGUGUAUAUUUCUAUAUGCCAUGUGUUCAAACUGCCAACAUACUUGACUUACCUGCUGAACAACAACAUGCGUGUUAAAAGAUUAAUGCUGCCAUUGACAAUCCUUUCAAAAAGGUGUUUAUUUUGGUCCUGAGUGCAUAUGAGUGUGGUUAAAUUCUCCAGACAUAUAUUCUGUGUUCUUCAAUGUAUGUGCAUGUUUGUUACACAUGUACUAUUUAACAUUUGCACAAAAUCCCACCUACUGACUGUUCCUUGUUUAAUACCCAUGUUACACGCAUUGGUGAGUGCCUUUGUCAAAACCCACAAAGAAACAAACUAUAUUUUAAAAGAUUAUAUUUAGAGAACUAUGAAGUAAAAUAAAAAGUACGUACCGCUUAUAUGGAAAUAAACUAUACUUCCAAGUUGA
Trematomus bernacchii (emerald rockcod) is the source of this 3137-nucleotide messenger RNA. It is a transcript of the gene sh3rf2, whose product is annotated as SH3 domain containing ring finger 2. Gene Ontology annotation, biological process: positive regulation of proteasomal ubiquitin-dependent protein catabolic process; positive regulation of JNK cascade; protein ubiquitination. Gene Ontology annotation, molecular function: protein binding; ubiquitin protein ligase activity. The transcript has 11 exons. Bases 179 to 2716 code for a protein of 845 amino acids. The record is from RefSeq and is a predicted model, not a curated record. Lineage: Eukaryota; Metazoa; Chordata; Actinopteri; Perciformes; Nototheniidae.